Messenger RNA from Symbiodinium sp. CCMP2592, 5928 nucleotides. NCBI's taxonomy places the organism in Eukaryota, Dinophyceae, Suessiales, Symbiodiniaceae. The record is from the annotation of a GenBank genome assembly.
AUGCUGUGGGGGUGCUCCGCUGGAUCGCAGUACAAGCCCACCGGAAACCCGAUCCUCGAUGUCCGCAACCCCGAUCUGCUCGAACGCGAUCGGAUCGCAGCCGCGGAGCAAGCGUGGGCCGAGGUCGUCGAGGGGACACGCGUUAGAGAGCGUACUCGACAAGCAUUCAAGAACCUCGCGUGGUCCAGCGCGACCUCUCCGGAUCUCCGCUACACCACGCUCGAUCUGCUCAUGUCCGACACCUCUCCAGAAGGAGACGCGGACUCGGCGCGCAUGGCGCGAUUGAUCCUUCCGACAGAGGAAGACCGACAAGCCGUCCGGAUCAUCCUCCAGCACGCGAUCCGCGCGAAGUGGCAGGGACUGAUGCCGGCGAUCGUGCGUUCGUAUGCGCGCGUGACUCCGGGAUAUCCAGAUGAGCAGCGCAUGGAGCGCAAAGCGAUCGAGGCGCUCGAGCCGGGACAACCGAUCGAAGCGGUGGUGUUCAGUGUGUUCCUCGAUCCGCUCAAGGGCGCAUCGGACAGGGAAGAACGCUCCAUCCUCCGCGUCGCGGAUCGCACGCGCGAUGACGCGUGGGGAUUGCUGGGACGACUCGACGCGGACGGCUCGCAGCGCGUGCGACUGCUCGAAUCCAACAUGACCCCAAGCGCCACAGACCAAGGCACGCAGCAAACACUCGACGAUCUCCGCGCGUGCUGGAAUGACUUCGGGAUUCUCCCGAACCAAGCGAUGGAACUCGCGUGGUUGCGUCAGCUCCGUCACGCGACCGAUGACGACUGGGCCGCGAAGAACGUGGUCUGGUGGGACGAGUCCCGGCUCGCCGUGUCGUACCUCCGAGGCAAUCAGCGCGAUGACCUCGAACUGCGUCACCUCGAAGCACUCCGCUGGGCACGUUCGAAUCGCUCGGAUUGGUUCUCAAUGAGCCGGCAGCAACUGAUUGACGAGAUCCGCGAUCGUCAGAACGCUCGUACGCUGAUUCGUCGCAAGCCCGACAAGGGGCAGCCGUCUCGCAGAGAGCGCAUCGAGGAUUGGCAGAACCAACUAAGCUGGGCCGAUCUGCUCACGAUCUUGGUGAUCGAUGAAGCCGUGCGAUCUGAAGCGGUCGUCGAGAAGCUCUAUGUGCAGCGGGCGCUGGACAAGAAGGACACCAAAACCGAAUACGGCGGGAUCAUCGAUGUCGACAACGCGAACGCGACGCACCGAGCCGUGCUGUUCCGUCCGCGGGCGCGGGAUCGUGUGAGCGAUGAGCGAUUCGUCGCGAGCGACGACAUGAUGCGUUUCUCGGAUCGUGCACUGGCGCACUACCACUUCCACGCGAACGAGCGCAACAACGAGAAAUACGCCGGCCCUUCCUACGCGGACUUCAUCAACGCGGAGAACUCCGGGCGCACCUCGGUCGUUUUCACCUCGAUCAAAGAGGAUGAGCUCAAUGUGGAUCUGUACCAGCCCGAUGGGGUGGUGAUUGAUCUUGGGAUCAUUCGGCAUGCUCCCGAGCUCGUAGAUCGUUGGGAGGUAGGUCUCUCCGCGAUUGGGGUCUGUGGAUUUGAGGAUGACCUCGUCGGUGCCGUUCCAGUGGAUGAGGUAGUCUGGUCCGUCCUCAUUGACUUUGAUUUCUGGGUUAUGGAUGUGUCCGCAGAUGAUGCCGUCGUAUCCGUGGUCUUUCGCGUAGUGGAGGGCGCUCUCCUCGAAGUUCCCGAUGAUCAUCGGAGCGGUGCGGGUGACGAGGUCGAACUGAUGCCCGUGCAGGAUCAGGUACCGUUUCCCGUCCGCCGCAGUAUGCUCGACGCGCUCGGCGAGAUUGAUCUGACCAAAGUCACGCGCCGCGUCGUUGUCCCCAAGGAAGUGCAUGAGGAACUCGUCGUGGUUGCCGAUGGUCAGAUGGAUCGGGGUGUCCUUCUUCGCGAGCUUGAGCAGACGCUGAACAACGUUGAUGUGUUCCUGUGUGUUCUUUGCUUUGAGGAGUCCCGCUUGUUUCCAGCGCCAGAUAUCGAUGAUGUCUCCGUUGAGGUAGAGCGCAUCGAACUCGUUCUUCUUGAGAAAGCUGUAGAUCAACUCCGUCUCGGCCUUCUUGCUCCCAAGGUGGAGGUCCGAGAUCCAGCACGCACGAUACCGCAUGGUGCUUCACUCGCCGAACUUUACCUUUGGAUGCGGGCGAUUUUGGGGCUCGUAGACUCCCGCGUGACUCUUAACCAACAAGAACAACUCAUCGCACAGACCAUCGCUUCCAAAGCCGAUGCGCUGCUCGAAGACCUGAUCCUCCACGUCGGCACCAAAACCGGAGGAUUCAACGAGCAAGGCAUCGAGCACACGCGCGAGCUGCUGACCUCCAGACUGGUCGCACUUGGAGCGAAGCACACGCAGGUCGAUCCCGAUCCCAAGCCCGAAUGGUUGCUUGGUGGGAAGCCCGGCGGGUACAUGCCGACCACCUCGAUCUGCGAGCGUCUCAAUGGUGCUCAGUCCGGACGAGUCCUCAUCGCGGGACACAUGGACACGGUCCACGAUCCGGCAUCCGAUUUCAACAAGCUCACGAUCUCCGACGACGGCAAGACCGCGCUGGGACCAGGAUGUGUGGACAUGAAGGGCGGACUGGUGAUCGCCGUCGCGGCCCUCGAAGCACUCGAAGAAUGCGGCGUCAGCGCCAACUGGACCUUCUCGCUCAACGCGGACGAAGAGACCGGCACAUACCACUCCGCUCAAGCACUCCGCGAUCAAGCGAAGCUCCACGAUUUCGGACUGGCGCUCGAACCCGCGAUGCCGGGAGGGGAGCUGGUCGUCGAACGCAUGGGCGCGGGACAGUUCAUGAUCGAAACCUUCGGCAAAUCCGCGCAUGUCGGACGAGCAUUCACCGAUGGGAUCUCCGCGGUCACCAAGCUCGGAGAGUGUCUUGUUGCGGUGGGGGACAUGCCUGAUCCGGAAAGAGGACGCAUCCUCAAUAUCGGACCACUCAAAGGUGGGCCUGUGACCAAUGGGGUCCCGGAUCAUGCGCAGGCGUGGGGGAAUGUGCGAUUCCCGGAUCAGACAAUUGCCGAUGAAAUAGCGACCAUGCUCGAUGCACUCAACACAUCCGGAGAAACGCUCCCAGGAGUCAAGGUGCAUCGCAGCUUCAAUCGUCCUGCCAAGCCGAUGAUCCCAGCGACCGAGUCACUCGCGCUCCAAGCACGCGCAGUCGCGGAGGGGCUCGGACAGAAGCUGCCGUUCGCGAAAACCGGCGGGGUCUGCGACGGCAACAUCCUCCAGCAAGCUGGACUCAAUGAGAUGACCACCCAAACCCAGACCGACACCACCGGAACCAAGCUGCUCAACGAUCAGACCAUCCACGAUACCUUCAACACCAUCGUGGAUCAGGUAUCGCAGUACAGCGCCCAGAUCACGGACGUUCGGCCGCCGAAUCCGGAUCUCGCAUCGAGUUUCGACGACAUGCUCCAGGAAGCCGGACGCAUCAAGGGACGUCCGCUGCUCUACCCAUCCAUCAGCUCCGGUGUCGGCAACGGCGCACUGGUCGAGAUGGCGGACGGGUCCGUCAAGUGGGACAUGCUCACAGGGAUCGGUGUCCACUUCAUGGGACACUCCAAUCCCAAGGUCAUCAAAGCACAGCUCGACGCGGCGCUGCUCGACACGACCAAGCACGGCAACCUCCAAACCUCGUACGACGCCGUCGAGUUCGGGAAGCGGCUCGUAGAUCGUGCCGCAAAGACCUCGAACCUCGCGCACGCAUUCGUGACUACUUCCGGCGCGAUGGCGAAUGAAUCGGCGAUCAAAGUCUGUUACCAGAAGCACGCACCCGCAUCACGCGUGCUUGCGUUUGAGCACUGCUUCAUGGGACGCUCCGUCACCAUGGCGCAGAUCGGUGACAGCGCCGGCGGUCGUCAGGGUGUCCCGCUCUCCACACAGGUCGAUUACAUCCCGUUCUACGAUCCCGCCCGCGCCGAGCAGAUGGGUGGCGAGACGAAGUUCAUCGAUUACGCGGUGAAGCGUCUCGAGAAGUAUGUCAGCAGAUACCCGAAGCAGCACUCAUGCUUCAUCUUCGAGCUUGUCCAAGGCGAAGGCGGCUUCAAUGUUGCAUCGCGUGACUACUUCACAGCACUCAUGGACAUCUGCAAAGCGAAUGACAUCGCGAUCUGGGACGAUGAGAUACAGUCCUUCGGACGCACCGAGGAGAUGUUCGCGUACGAGAUGUACGACCUAGGGGAGUACAUCGAUGUCUUCUGUGUCGGAAAGAUGACCCAAGCAUGCGCGACGAUGUACACCGAAGAGUACAACCCGAAACCAGGUUUGCUCUCAGGGACCUUCACCGGUGCGACCGUGGACUUUACCGCAGGCAACGCGCUGCUCGACGAGUUGAUGUCCGGCGAUUACUACGGCAAGGACGGCAAGUUCGCUCAGCACCACGCCGAGUUCCGCAAGCAGGUCCAGAUCCUCGCCGACAAACAUCCCGAAUGGUUUCCUUCGGGUGACACAUUCACUGACCUUGCCGGCGGUGUUGGCGGCAUGAUGCGUUUCACCCCAUUUGGAGGAGAUCGCGCCAAGGUCAUCGCGGCGUGUAAAGCCGCGUACGACGAGGGUGUGAUCUGCUUCUGGUGUGGUCACGGCCCAUUCCAUGUCCGCAUGCUCCCGCCGCUUCCAGUGAUGAAGAUGGAAGAGCUACCGAUGGAUCGACUCCGCGAAGCACGACGCGAUGAUAUCGAUACCCUGCUUGAGCUGGCGCACACAGGGAACUUCAUCAAUCUCCCGCCCUUCAAAGAGAAGAUCGCGGAGAUGCUGGAGAUUUCCUCGCGGAGUUUCGAUGCAGUUCGCGAACAAGGCGUCCCCAGUGAUGGGCAUGAUCGUACGCACGACAACUACAUGUUCGUUCUUGAGGACGAGGAUGGCAAGUGCCUGGGAACCUCAGCAAUCCGAGGCGGGAUGAUUGCGACCGAUCAUCCGAAUCUCUCGUAUCAGCUUCUGAAGCUUGUACGCGAAUCGACGCUGCUCUCGAAGAAGGUGCAUCAGCCCGAUCAGCCCGACAACGAUCACGAUCGCAUGAUCGUCUCUGGACGCAUGGAGCAUGUCUACGCGAUCCUCUUCCAAGACAACGCAUGCCCGACCGAACUCGGCGGGAAUGUCAUGCGCCACGAUGCACGCGGACGCGGUCUCGGGAAACUCCUGAGCUACACGCGCUUCCACUACCUCAAGCGUCAUCCAGAGUGGUUCUCUGAUCGGAUCCUCGCGGAGAUGAUGGCCCCGAUCGACGAGUACAACGACGGCACCCCAUUCUGGCGCGGCGUGAUCCGUAAGUUCAUCAACAUGUCCUACGAGGACGCGGACCGACUCUCGACGCAUCAGGACAAGCGUGAGUUUAUGUACGAACUGCUCCCGAAGUUUGUGAAUCUCUCGCUGCUCUCUGAUGAUGUCCUGACCUCGCUCGGAGCAGUUGGUGUCGCGACGCGACCCGCCGCGGAGAUGCUCAAGGAUGUCGGAUUCACGAUCACACAUCGGAUUGACCCGUUUGAUGCCGGUCCUCACCUUGAGAUGCGCUUGAGUAAUCUCAAAGCACUCGCAUGCGCCAAAACGCGUGUCAAGAUCGGUGAGCCGGGAUCAGACGCGAUCGAUGCGAUCGUUUCGACCGAAGACUCGGAUGAUGGCUUUGUCGCGGUGCGAACACGCGUCGAGCAUCCAUUCACGCAAGACGAGGGGGGUGCCCCAGUCAUCAUCGGACACAACGCCGCGAACGCACUGAAGAUCGCCAAUGGCGCGAUGGUUACAGUCAGUCCGAUGCGAUUCCAGCCCGAUCGUCCGCGUCCGGCGCCGAUCCCUUCGAUCCACCUUCGCGACGAGAUUAAGUCUCGUAGACCAGAUGUCGCAGGCACAAAGCUUGCGGCUUUGCCGUUCAGUGAUGUCGCGAAGAUUAUCCAAGACCAUGUCGAUCGCAUCGCUGCAGAACUCAGCGAGUAA